AUGAAUAUUCUGCUGGCGACCAGUGAAGCGGUACCUUUUGCCAAGACCGGCGGUCUGGCCGACGUCUGUGGGACGUUGCCCAUCGAAAUCGCCAAUCGGGGGCACGAAACGGCCCUCAUCAUGCCGGCCUAUCGCCGGGUGUGGUCCUGCGGGCAGACCAUCGAGCCGAUGGAUGUCGAGUUCUCGAUUCCAAUCGGCAGCAAGCAGGUCGAAGGUCGGCUGUAUCGCAGCACAUUGCCUGAGAGCGACGUGCCGGUGUACCUCAUCGGGCAACCGCACUAUUACGAUCGUGAAGGUCUCUACGGCGAAGAUGGCAAAGACUACAUCGACAACUGCGAACGCUUCGCAUUCUUCAGUCGCGCGGUGCUCGAAACCAUUCGCAUGUUGGAGUUGCCGGUCGAUCUGCUGCAUCUCAACGACUGGACCACGGGGCUGAUCCCGGCGAUCGCGAAAAUUGAAUACAAGGGCGUGCCCGGGUUCGAACAACUGGCCACGCUGUUUACGAUCCAUAACCUGGCCUAUCAGGGCCGGUUCUGGCAUUGGGACAUGGUGCUGACGGGCCUCGACUGGAAGCACUUCAACUGGCACGAGAUGGAGUUCUACGGUCAGUUGAACCUGCUGAAGACCGGGCUGGUUUUCUCAGACGCUUUGAGCACCGUCAGCCCCCGCUAUGCGGAAGAGAUUCAAAGCGCCCCGUUGGGUUGCGGACUGGAAGGCGUUCUGCAACACCGCAGCGAUGUGCUCUCGGGAAUCGUCAACGGCUGCGACUACAGCUUGUGGAACCCUGAGACCGAUCAGCACCUGGCGGCCAACUACACGGUGGACAACUUCGCCGAAGGCAAAGCCGCCUGCAAAGCUGCGUUACAGGAAGAGUUGGGCUUGCCGCAAGAGCCGGCCACACCGCUGCUGGGGAUCGUCUCGCGUCUGGUCAGCCCCAAGAUCGGGCUGGUGCUGGAUGUGCUGCCGGAUUUUCUGCACAACUCCGACGUGCAAUGGGUGAUCCUGGGAACGGGGGACCCCGAGUAUCACGAACGGUUGCUCACGCUGGCCGGUCGGGCUCCACACCGCAUGGCCGUGCGACUGGAAUUCAGCGAACGGCUGGCCCAUCGCAUCGAGGCGGGUUCCGACAUCUUCGUGAUGCCCAGCGAGUACGAACCGUGUGGGCUCAACCAACUGUAUAGCCUUCGCUAUGGCACCCCACCCGUGGUGCGUGCUACUGGUGGAUUGGCCGACACGGUGACCGACACCAACGACGACACACUGCAGGCGGGCACAGCGAACGGAUUCAGCUUCCACGAUUACAGCCCCUUGGCGCUUGCUGAGACCCUGCGUCGGGCUUGUCGCGCUUACGAUGACAAGCACACGUGGUCGCAGGUGGUUCGCCAAGGCAUGCAAGAAGACCAUUCGUGGGCCAGUAAAUCGGCCGAAUAUGUCACGCUUUAUGAAAAGACAAUUCGCCAGGUUCGCAAUGGUGUCUAUAUUUCCUAA
Cladocopium goreaui is the source of this 1488-nucleotide messenger RNA. The record is from the annotation of a GenBank genome assembly. Lineage: Eukaryota; Dinophyceae; Suessiales; Symbiodiniaceae.